Molecule: messenger RNA, 1815 nt
Organism: Angiostrongylus costaricensis
Lineage: Eukaryota; Metazoa; Nematoda; Chromadorea; Rhabditida; Metastrongylidae
Source: the annotation of a GenBank genome assembly
AUGAUCGCCACGUGGCUUCUAGUAGCGGCGAUUGCAAAAAUUUUAUUUCAUGUGUUCAAGCCGAUCGCUAACAUUUUGCCGGACUCGUCACUGUUGAUCGCCGUCGGCUUAGUGAUCGGGUUAAUACUGAAGGAAUCCGGAACUCAUAUUUCCUAUUCAUUGGAUUCUCAUGUGUUUUUCCUUUAUCUUCUACCACCGAUAAUUUUUGACGCGGGUUAUUUUAUGCCAAAUCGAGCCCUUUUUGAGAAUGUCGACUCCGUGGUUUUAUUUGCUGUUGUCGGUACUAUAUGGAAUUGUUUAGCUAUAGGAUCUUCUCUACUGUUACUAUCAAGUUACGGGGCUUUUUCAAUGAGCUUCUCAACGACAGAGAUUUUCGUUUUCUCUGCGCUAAUCUCAGCUGUGGAUCCGGUUGCUGUUAUUGCCGUUUUCGAGGAGAUCAAUGUCAACGAAUUCAUCUUCGUGAAUGUGUUCGGCGAAGCACUCUUCAAUGAUGGUGUAACUGUGGUACUGUAUCAGAUGUUCAAGAGUUUCACGCUGAUCGGCGUCGAAAAUUUGAAGCCGAUCGACUACGGUGCUGGUGUUUUGUCGUUUUUCGUUGUUGCUUGUGGUGGAGCUGUCGUUGGACUAAUUGCAGCGUUUAUCGUCAGUCUCAUCACAAAGUACACCCAUAAGGUACGCAUUCUUGCUCCCGUAUUUAUUUUCGUGAUACCGUAUAUGGCAUAUCUAACAGCUGAAAUUACGUCAUUGUCAUCAAUUAUUGCAAUCGCUGUAUGCGGGAUGGUGAUGAAGCAAUACGUCAAAGGUAACAUCACCGCAGCAGCUGCGAAUUCUGUGAAAUAUUUCAUAAAGAUGCUGUCACAGUCAUCGGAAACAGUAAUCUUCAUGUUCUUGGGAUUGUCAACAAUGUCAUCAAACCACUACUGGGAUACGGCGUUUGUUUGUGCCACAAUUGGUUUUUGCCUUAUCUAUAGAACAAUUGGUAUUUUGGUGCAAUGCUUCUUCCUAAACAAAUUUCGUCAAAAGAAAUUUACAAAGGUCGAUCAGUUGAUUCUCUCAUAUGGUGGUCUUCGCGGAGCGAUCGCUUUCGGUCUGGCCAUUUCCAUUCCAGAAACGAUCCUGGCCAGAAAAAUGUUCAUCACCACAACGAUUGUGGUGAUUUUCUUCACAGUUUUUCUUCAGGGAACCACAAUCCGUCCGCUAGUGAACUAUUUGAACGUAGAAACGAAGGAUGACCGACCAGCAACCAUGACUGAAAGUAUCUAUAAUAAGUAUCUUGAUUAUAUGAUGUCCGGAUUGGAGGAUAUUGCUGGACAACAAGGUCAUUAUUCACUCAUCAUUGUUUUUGUUUAUAACGUAACUGAGAAUUUCGAUCGCUUCAAUGCAAAAGUUCUUCGACCGAUUCUGAUGAGAAACGAGCAGAAAAGGGAUUUCGACGCCUCCACAAUUGUUCGUGCCUAUCAGAAGAUUACACUAGAAGAAGCGAUGAAUCUCACAAAGUUGCAGAAAGCCGAGCACAAGAGAAUCUCUAAAAACUUUCCAAAGGACAACGACACGACAGUGACACCACGGACUAAACAACUCGAUAAGUUUCUGGCCACUGGUGAAAAUGUGGACAGCAUUUACGAAUUGUUCAGCGAGUUAUUGGACCGAAAACUAAGAGAAUUUAACACGACAAGAGAAAAAGCGACGGUCCAAGACGAAGACGAAGACAUUCAUGACGACUACAUGCAAGAAAUGGUUCUCUUACGUUCCUCCUUUCACAGGCGUAGUGAAACCGAUCAACACGAGUGCAGUGCCGGCUCGACCCCACUAUGA